AUGGUGACUCCUUCAAGUUUAUCACCUACCUCUUCUUCUUCCUCCUCUUCCUCAUCCUCCUUCUCGUCGUCCUUCUCCUCCUUCUCCCUUGACAACAGUGCCAGUCGUGACAACAGUAUUAGCCGUGACAACAGUGCCAGUCGUGCCAACAGUGCCAGCCGUGCUAACAGUGCCAGCCUUGACAACAGUGCCAGCGGUGCCAACAGUGCCAGCCUUGACAACAGUGCCAGCGGUGCCAACAGUGCCAGCCUUGACAACAGUGCCAGCGGUGCCAACCAACAGUGCCAGCCGUGCCAGCGUGCCAGCGUGCCAGUCGUGACAACAGUACUAGCCGUGCUAACAGUGCCAGCCUUGACAACAGUACUAGCUGUGCUAACAGUGCCAGCCGUGCCAACAGUGCCAGUCGUGACAACAAUACUAGCCGUGCUAACAGUGCCAGCCUUGACAACAGUGCCAGCCUUGCCCAGUGCCAGUCCAGAAAUUAGCCGUGACAACAGUACCAGUCGUGACAACAGUGCCAGCCGUGCCAACAGUGCCAGUCAGUGCCAGUCAGUGACAACAGAAAUUAGCCGUGACAACAGUACCAGUCGUGACAACAGUGCCAGCCGUGCCAACAGUGCCAGUCGUGACAACAGAAAUUAG
This is a messenger RNA of Homarus americanus (American lobster), 642 nucleotides long. Its product is annotated as cell wall integrity and stress response component 1-like. Lineage: Eukaryota; Metazoa; Arthropoda; Malacostraca; Decapoda; Nephropidae. The coding region runs from base 1 to 642 and encodes 213 amino acids. The transcript has 2 exons. The record is from RefSeq and is a predicted model, not a curated record.